Molecule: messenger RNA, 801 nt
Organism: Juglans regia (Persian walnut)
Lineage: Eukaryota; Viridiplantae; Streptophyta; Magnoliopsida; Fagales; Juglandaceae
Exons: 3
Coding region: 1-801 (266 amino acids)
Source: RefSeq, a predicted model, not a curated record
AUGGAUGAUUUUAACCAAUGGAUCCAUGAGGGUGGUUUAAUUGAUUUAAGUGCACAAGGUAGUAAUUUUUCUUGGUGUAAUGGCCAGAGUGGUUUAGCUAGAGCUUGGGCUAAGUUGGAUCGUGUUUUAUUGGAUGCAAAUUUACUGUCUUUGUUCCCUACGGCCUCUUGUUCGUAUUUACCAAUGACGACUUCGGAUCAUUGCCCUAUGCUGGUUGAAUUUCUCAAGGAUCCUUAUUCCUAUGGUCCUCCUCCAUUUAGAUUUCAACAAAUGUGGGUUGAGCAUCCAGAAUUUAUUGAUUUUGUUAAGCAGGUGUGGUCUGUGCCGGUGGUUGGAACGGGGCUUGUCAUUCUUGCUUGUAAGCUUAAAAAGGUUAAAGUGGCUCUUCGAGAAUGGAAUAAGCGAGUGUUUGGGAGGACUAAUGCCCAUAUUGAAUCUUUGGAAGCAAAGGUUGAGGGUCUGGAAGGGUGUCUGCAAAGAGAGUGGGAUAUUGAAGCCAAGAGGGAGCUUGUGGUGGCUUUGGAUGAAUUGUGUUCUUGGAGACGUAGGGAAGAUAUCAGAUUAGCUCAAAUGACUAAAAUAAAAUGGAAUAUGGACGGUGAUCGUAAUUCAAAAUGUUUUCAUUCACGAGUACUUCCCGAGUUAUCAGAUUUGAUUUCGCCAGUUAUUGAUGUUGAGGAUUGCACAUGUCUUGGUCGUAUCCCUUCAUUGGAUGAAGUAAAGGAGGCUCUUUCUUCGAUUCCUAUAAACAGUUCUCCUAGGCCUGAUGGUUUUGGAGCAGGUUCCCCAAUCAAUUAUUAA